Messenger RNA from Culex pipiens pallens (northern house mosquito), 3579 nucleotides. RefSeq lists its product as uncharacterized. The coding region runs from base 223 to 3507 and encodes 1094 amino acids. Gene Ontology annotation, molecular function: DNA-binding transcription factor activity; zinc ion binding. NCBI's taxonomy places the organism in Eukaryota, Metazoa, Arthropoda, Insecta, Diptera, Culicidae. The record is from RefSeq and is a predicted model, not a curated record. Gene Ontology annotation, cellular component: nucleus. The transcript is spliced from 6 exons.
UUUGCGAUUUGACCAUCGUCACUGUAGCGAGGAUCGGGAGGCACAGCGGCGGAUUCCCUUAAGUGACGUCACAAAUUUACCAACACAGACGAACAACGAAAAGUGAACAACUUCUCCCGACACCAUGAUCCUGAUACACUUCUCCACUGUUUACUACUUGAUUCAUCGGAAUGUAUACACUUUGAUGUCAAAAAGAUUUUUAUAAAAUUUUAAAAUAAUAAAAUGGAACCCUUGGACGGCUGCCGCCUGUGCUUGGAUCCAUUUUCGGACAAUGCCAGCUCCCUGGAAAGUGAGGAUUUGCAAAAGCAAAUGCAACAAGUGUUCAGUUUUGCGAUUGAACCAAACGAGAAAUUGUCUACGAAAGUGUGCCAAAGUUGCACGUAUACAAUUUCCGAGUUUUACCAGUAUUCGGAGAAGGUUCGCGAAAACCAGGACAAACUGCUGGGACAUGCCAACGCUAGUGAGGAAUCUAAACCGGUCAUCGACGAUACCGUAAAGGUUGAGCCGUUGGAAGGAGAUGAAGGCUCGGAUGAUGAAGAUAGAGAUGCGGAUUGGAGUCCGGAGAAGAGACUGAAGCAGGAAUCCAGCGAAGAGAGCGAUGCGUUUAGUGAUGGAGAAAUCUUCGUGGAACAGCACGAGCCUCUGCCUGAGAGAAAACCUCGUCAAAAGCGGAAAGCCGAGACGAAGCCUCGACGGAAGAGGAAUACUGUUCAAGAACCGCAGGAGGAGGACGAGACUAAGCUGAAGAUGAGGCAGGAACGAGCGGAGACUGAUAAGCAGAUCAACCAGUUCUUCCUGAUGAAGUGUGAUAUCUGUGGAGUCGUUGAGGAGACGUUCCAGCAGCUGCGAGCACACUUCUGGAAGUAUCACGAAGUUCGAGGGUAUAUCGUGUGCUGCAAGAAGAAGUACAACAAGCGGUACGCGUUGCAGGAGCAUAUGUAUCUUCACGCGAAUCCGAAUGCAUUCCGAUGUGAGAUUUGUCAGAAGAACUACAAGAACAAGGUUACACUGGCACUGCAUAUGGUCAAGACUCACGCGAGCGAGGAAGAACGUCCGUUUAAAUGUGACCGAUGUACUCAGUCCUUCUCGAAGUCGUACAUGCUGAAGACGCACAUGUCCAGCCACGAGAAGGCUCAAUGUCCGAAAUGUGAAAAGCUGCUAGCUAACAAGUCCGCCCUGAGUGUUCACCUGAUCAACGUGCACAGCGACAUCGAUCGGCGUAUGAUCUGCGACUCGUGCGGGCAGGAAUUCCUCAACAAGGUCUGCUUCGAGCGGCACGUCAAGGAGCACGCCGGAAUCGAGGUGGUCAAGAAGCUGCAGUGCCACAUCUGCCAAAAGUGGCUCCGCGGCGAGCGAGGUCUCCAGAAGCACCUCCAAUUUACGCACUACGAGCGCGACCAGACGCACAUCUGUGACGUGUGCCAGCAGCAGUAUCCCAACUCGAGGGCGCUGUGGAGCCACAAGCGGACGGUUCACAUUGCGGAAAAGUUCGAGUGCGAAUUUUGUGGGAAGCGCUUCAAGCGGGCCAGCAACCUGAAGGAACAUCGAACUAUUCAUACUGGGGAGGUGCUUUAUUCGUGCGAUUACUGCGGCAGCACCAUGAACUCCAAGGCCAACCUGUACACGCACAUCAAGAAGAACCACCCGAUGGAGUGGGCCGAGAAGAAGCAGCGGACAGCGGAGGCGAGUGCGCCGAAGACGACCACCGAAAUGGCCCUCCGGAAGCGCUUCCCGCAGUACUCGCACUCGUGCUUCUGCUCCGCAUGCGUCACCGAUUUGUGCUGCCUCAAGGCGGCCGAAUUCGGCGCCACUUUGCCACAUAUCGGGCACACAAACUGCUCGCCGGACUCCGUGUGCUGUGUCUUGAUGUGCUGCCGCAAACCCACGCUGCCAAGCCACUGUGCGAAGAAUAAGCAAACUUCAAGUUUUGAUAAAAUUAGGCACCGACAGGGGACGCAACGCAACAAAAAACCUGGUCCCACCAUGGACCUUGGGGAGCACGUAUGCCGGUUGUGUCUGCGGAACCUGACGACGCCGACCAGCACUUCGAUCGAGGAUUCCAAAAUCCGGUGCAAGCUGGACGCGGUGUUUAAUUUUCCCAUAACUUGCAACGAUGAGGAGUCGUUGCCGUCGCGCGUGUGCUCGGACUGUUCCCUGCGGGUCACGGACUUUCACGAGUUCUCGGAAACGGUUCGAUCGAAUCAGGACCAGCUGAAGGCUCGCAAGCGGGCCGUGGUUUCACUGGAUGGGGAGAUCGUGGAGUCGCUGCUGAAGCAGGAACCGGUGGCCAUGGAGGAGGACAACGAUGACUUUGGGUCGGAUGGGGGCGGUGGAGGAGAGAUUGGGGAUGACCUUGAGGACUCGUUCAACGUGAAGGUGGAGAUGGACUCGCCGGACGUGGACGACAGCGACGACGAUCAGGACGAGUACAAACCUCCGGCGAUUGUGAAGAAGAAGGUGGGAAGGCCCCGGAAGUACCCGAAGGAGAAUGGAGAUAUUGACGAGUCUGGUAAUGGUCAGCUGAGUCCGGAGAAGCGCCAGAGGCGUGCGGAACAAGACAAGCUGAUUUCGGAUUUCUUCCCGCUCAAGUGCGAACCGUGUUCGGAAUCGUUUGAGGGCUUCCUUGAGUUUAAGCGACACACUCGCAAGACGCACAACCGAGCUGUGGAGUUUAACUGCUGUGGAAAGGAGUUGUCUCGUCGAGGGGACAUUCUGAACCACAUUGCGGUCCACACCAACAGCAAGUUCGAGUGUGACAUUUGUGGGAAAAAGUUCUCCCGUUUUUACUGUCUUCAGGCUCACCAGCAACUACACGGAUCUUCCGAUAAGCCCUUCAAAUGCGGCCAGUGUGACCGCAGUUUUAGCAAGAAAAACUUCCUAGUUACGCACCAGAAGAUGCACCGUGACCAGCAGUGUCCAAUCUGUCUGGAAACCAUCAUCGGUGAAAACAGUGCCAGUCUGCGGAAGCACAUCGCCGAGAAGCACGAGUCCCAGGACCCGACCAAACCCAACGAGGCCAAACUGAUCUGCGCGACCUGCGGCAAACAGUACAGCUUCCUCAGCCGUAAAGCCUUCUCGCGGCACGUGAAAAAGCACACCGGAGAAAUUGCCGAGGAGCGCGUUCAGUGCCACAUCUGCUCGCAGUGGCUCAGCUGCAAGACGUACCUUAAGAUCCACAUCGACACCCGCCACAACGAGGAGGACACGCGCAUCGAGUGCGACGUCUGCCACCAGGUUUACCCCAACCGGAAGUGCUUGAUGACGCACAAGCAGCGGGUUCACAUCGAGGAGAAGUUUGCGUGCGAUCUGUGCGAGCGCAAGUUUAAGCGACGGAUCAACCUGAUUGAGCAUCGUGCGGCGAAGCAUACCGGCCAGACGCUGUACUCGUGCGAGGAUUGCAGUAUGGUUACGAACUCCAACGCCACGCUGUACGCGCACCGGAAGAAGAAGCACCCGGAGAAGUGGAUGGAGGAGAAGGCCAAGGCAGCGGCCGGGGUGAUCAUUUAGGUGGGCGUUUUGUCAGGUGGUUUGUCGAUCGAUUGAAAUAAAGUAAAUUUGAAGAAAUUUAAGGAAAAAAAA